CAUGCACGUUUGUCCAUCACACCUUGCCCUACGCUGAAAUGAUUAGACUGGUCAAUAUUUGUCGACUUAUUCUCGCAGGCAACAAAUACAUAUUUUCCUGGAAAACCGAAGGAAAUAGUUUAGGAAAUACUGACAGGCAGAUCCCAGUUUUAACAGAGGCCAUUUAAAAUUAGAAGACGAAGUCAACUUGUAUGUGAUGAUGAAAUGUUCGGCCUACAAAGGCCACGAAUUCGGUGCACUGCAACUGAAAUAAAAACAAUUGACAUUUUUUUCUAGGAGUUAGGGAUGGCUUUUGAAAGCCUUCUGUAUUCCUUGCUGCUGACUCUGAUAGUAGCUCUAAUCACAUAUAACAUUGUGACAACUACCAGUGCUGUACAUCAGACUCCAACCCACGAAGAUGAUUUAGAUUCCAUAAUCAGGAAACCCAGUGAAGAGAGGCUCUUUCAUACCGCAGUCACUGCAACAGACUCUGCCUACAAUAAAUGGCAAUGCAGAGUCAUGUACUAUUGGCACAAGAAACAGAGCAAGAGGCCUGGAUCAGACAUGGGGGGGUUCACCAGAGUGCUUCAUUCUGGAAGGCCUGAUAACCUGAUGGAUGAGAUCCCGACAUAUGUGGUGGACCCACUUGCUCAAGGAAAAGAUCACGGUUAUGUUGUAUUGAACAGACCAUGGGCUUUUGUGCAGUGGCUCAGCCAGGCUGACAUUAAAGAAAAGUACAUAUUGAUGGCAGAGCCUGACCAUAUCAUUGUCAAGCCAAUUCCGAAUUUGGCAAAAGGCUCUUUGCCAGCAGCCUUUCCUUUCUUUUACAUAACUCCUGCAAAAUAUGAGAAUGUCAUUCGGAAGUUCUUCCCUGAAGACAAAGGUCCCAUUACAAAGAUUGAUCCCAUAGGAAACUCUCCUGUCAUUAUAAAAAAGGAAUCUCUAGAGAAGAUUGCACCUACGUGGUUAAAUGUCUCAUUGGCAAUGAAGAUGGAUUCAGAGGCAGACCAAGCUUUUGGAUGGGUUCUUGAGAUGUAUGGUUAUGCAGUUGCAUCGGCGUUGCAUGGGGUGCAACAUGCCCUUCGAACAGAUUUUAUGAUCCAGCCCCCUUGGGAUCUGGAGGUUGCUGAGAAGUUCAUCAUCCAUUAUACUUAUGGAUGUGACUAUGACAUGAAGGGUAAAUUGACAUAUGGAAAAAUAGGGGAAUGGAGGUUUGAUAAAAGGUCAUUUGAUCGAGGUGCACCUCCAAGAAAUUUGCCACUUCCACCACCAGGAGUUCCUGAAAGUGUGGUGACCUUGGUAAAAAUGGUGAAUGAAGCAACGUCUAAUAUUCCCAAUUGGAAAGAAGGGGAGUAAUUGAUUUCAAAUGUUUCUUUGACAUGGAAUUCUGUGCCAAAGGCUGUAUACCAGACCGUUGCUUCAGUGUGCACAUUUUUUAGUGACUUUCUGAAAGUGGAAAUUCUUAGUUGAAUGUUAAGGUGUUCGUAUCAGUGCUGAUGUAAAUCAUGCCAUAAUUAGUCUUUUUUGCCAGAGAAAUGUUUUGUAUCUAUGGUUAGCAGAAAAUUAUUUACUUCAAUGGUUAUGGUACAUGAUAGUUACUUGGGAGUGAAUGAUUUCAACUUUUAGGAUGCACUCAUUUGACACGGGGACAAGAUGUUAGAACUAGAUAUUUGUAUCUCGGUCAGCUGUAUAAAUGAUGGUUGAUAAUUAUGGGAAUGUUACUGUUGGAGAGAAUAGAGUUAAACUCAGUUUGCAUUGCUUGUUC
This is a messenger RNA of Cryptomeria japonica (Japanese cedar), 1744 nucleotides long. RefSeq names its product hydroxyproline O-arabinosyltransferase 1. The coding region runs from base 286 to 1335 and encodes 349 amino acids. NCBI's taxonomy places the organism in Eukaryota, Viridiplantae, Streptophyta, Pinopsida, Cupressales, Cupressaceae. The record is from RefSeq and is a predicted model, not a curated record. Gene Ontology annotation, molecular function: glycosyltransferase activity. The transcript is spliced from 8 exons.